Planococcus citri (citrus mealybug) is the source of this 375-nucleotide messenger RNA. It is a transcript of the gene Rpp25, whose product is annotated as ribonuclease P protein subunit Rpp25. Gene Ontology annotation, molecular function: RNA binding. NCBI's taxonomy places the organism in Eukaryota, Metazoa, Arthropoda, Insecta, Hemiptera, Pseudococcidae. The coding region runs from base 1 to 375 and encodes 124 amino acids. Gene Ontology annotation, biological process: tRNA 5'-leader removal. Gene Ontology annotation, cellular component: ribonuclease MRP complex. The record is from RefSeq and is a predicted model, not a curated record. The transcript has a single exon.
AUGAAUAAUUAUACGAAAGGUAAAAACGAAGAAGAAGAAUGGCAGAAGGAUAAAAUCUCAAUCGCCGACCUUCCCAGUGAUUUUAUAUGGAUGCAAGUAUCAGCCGGUAGUAAGAUACGUAACUUAUUAGAAGCUGCUUGGCAAAAAUUGGACUCUUUACCUCAUAUAGUAUGGAGCGGAUCUGGCGCCGGUGUCUCCAAAGCCAUCUCCUGUGCGGAAAUGACCAAGAAAAAGUUCAACUUGUCGCAAAAAACUAGUAUUUGUUACCGAAAAGUGAAAGAAUUCUGGGACCCUAAACUGCAGAACUUGGAUCAGUUGGUUGUAAUUCGAGAAAUUCCUGCCAUUCAUAUAUAUUUAUACAAAGAAUCGAGAUAG